Lingula anatina is the source of this 1209-nucleotide messenger RNA. Its product is annotated as adapter molecule Crk. Gene Ontology annotation, biological process: enzyme-linked receptor protein signaling pathway; cell migration. The record is from RefSeq and is a predicted model, not a curated record. Gene Ontology annotation, cellular component: cytoplasm. Gene Ontology annotation, molecular function: signaling adaptor activity; receptor tyrosine kinase binding. NCBI's taxonomy places the organism in Eukaryota, Metazoa, Brachiopoda, Lingulata, Lingulida, Lingulidae.
UUGGAAAUCCCCGAAAGUGGUCGGCCAUCUUGAGAAAAAUAGGCUACUGUACUUCCUGGAAUAUAUGUUUACAUCGUUAUCGAUGCGCUUCUUCUCAAUGUGAUUGACUCUCUCCCCGAAUAUUACCAUGCUGGAUUGAGCUGCAGUACGAGGAGCUAAAGGAAAUUGAUCAGUUUCGCAACAGUGUUGUGCUCAGUUGCUGUUUCGUCCCUGGCAAAUUAGUUGUCAGGCUUGUUUACUUGCCCCCUCCUGUUGCAAUUCAGGGGGCGUUAAUAAUCAAAAGAAUUGUCUUAUAACUGAAAAACCGAGAGAAAAACAAUGGCAGCUGAUUUUGAUCCCGAUGAUAGGGACAGUUGGUAUUUUGGAUUCUUGAGCAGACAAGAAGCAGCAGAUAUAUUAGAACAUGAGAAAGACAGUGGUGUAUUCCUAGUCAGAGAUAGUAGCACAAUCAGAGGAGAUUUUGUUUUAUGUGUCAAAGAAGACAACAAAAUCAGUCAUUAUAUAAUCAACAAAAUUCAGGGUGUUGGUGGAGUAGCCAGAUUCAGGAUAGGUGACCAGGAGUUUCCAGAUCUUCCAAGCCUGCUUAAUUUUUAUAAAACUCAUUAUUUAGACACAACAUCUUUGAUAAGGCCGGCACCGAGAGGUAUUAUAAAAGUAAAGGCAAAGUUUGAUUUUCCUGGAAAAGACCCAGAGGAUCUUCCAUUUAAAAAAGGUGACAUAUUAACAAUAAUUCGUAAAGAUGAAGACCAGUGGUGGACAGCAAUGAACAGUGAAGGAACAAAGGGGCAGAUCCCUGUACCUUAUGUCCAAAAGAUUGACCCCUCUGUUGAGGUAGCUGCCAAUCAUUUCCCAGUGGCCAAUGCUGCAGCACAGCCAGCAAACCCUGCCCCAGACUAUAGAGAUCCAAAACAGAUGAAUGGAACACAACCUAUAAGGAGGGAUAUACAGUUACCCUGUUUUGCAAGAGUAAUACAGAGAAGGAUACCCAAUGCUUAUGACCACUCUGCUUUGAAGCUAGAGGAAGGGGACAUUGUAAAAGUAAAUAAGAUGAACAUGAAUGGAAUAUGGGAAGGAGAAUUAAAUGGAAAAUCUGGAAACUUUCCUUUCCGAUAUGUGAAGUUAAUUGACAAAGAUGAUCCAGAUAAUCCUGAGGAUGAACAUCUUGUUAAGUAAACUGUUGCAAUAUGAUUAAAACGAUGAAGAGGGUAA